AUGGAAUUGCCGCAGAUACUGCAACCUUCUGGACUGAAAUCUCAGAUUGUGGUGUUUUUCACAAGCUUGUUGAUUGCUGGCAUGGCUUUCUGCUUUGGAAGUCCGUGCACAGGCCAAACCAGAUUGCAAUUCUAUGGCGCGGAGAAUUGCGCCCUCGAUAGAUCCGUUUACGAAACAACUACUACCGUUUCCCCCGUCACCUGUGCACGCAACUGCCACGCUGACGUACGCUGCAUGUCACUCAACUACUACUGGCCGAAUCGCAUGUGCGAACUGAGCACUACUACCAGGUCACAGGAGACGAGCCGUUUCACCGAGCGCCAGGGCAGUGUGUAUUUUGACUCUGAUGAAGAAACACAAAGAUUUUCCGUUCCCUCUCUGACAUCUGCCUUAUCCACUCCGAUGAUAAAUGAGGAAGCACCCGACACUAUUACCAACACAACACCGGCCUUCCCCACUCCAGAAGUAGAAGUGGAUCCCAUACCAAACGAACCUACUGAACCACCUCCCACCCCAACAGAAAACCCAACCAUCGGCUGUAAGAGACAAGGGGUCAAUACUGUCUAUCCCUCGGGCACAGGUCCCGGGAUUCAGGUCGACUGCGAGCUGAUCUAUGGCAAAUAUUGGAUGGUGAUUCAGCGUCGUCAGGAUGGCAGCGUGGACUUCUACCGCAACUGGACCGAGUACCGAGAAGGAUUCGGCAACUUGUCUGGGGAAUACUGGCUAGGAAACGACAACAUUCGGCAGCUGACUGAAUCUCAGGGACCGUGGAUGCUCCACAUUGACCUGGCCGACUGGCACGGCCAACAUCGCCAUGUCCGGUAUAACGACUUUUCAGUCCAAGGAGAAGAAUACACCAUGCAUUUGGGCAAUUUCGCUACCAGAAAUGAUUUUGACAUUGAAAACUCACUUGCACAUGAAAAUGGCCGAUCUUUCUCAACUUGGGAUCACGAUAAUGAUGGAUUGGAUAGCAGAACAUGUGCUGUAGACAACCAUGGAGGCUGGUGGUAUGAUGGGUGCGUUUUGGCAAAUCUGAAUGGCUUUUACUUUCAGGAAGAAACGGUGGACGACCACGCAAUUACAUGGUUUUCUUGGAGAGGACUCUAUAGUCUCAAACAAUGCAGCAUGAAAAUUUGCUUAGGUUAA
Patiria miniata (bat star) is the source of this 1146-nucleotide messenger RNA. Its product is annotated as ficolin-2-like. The record is from RefSeq and is a predicted model, not a curated record. NCBI's taxonomy places the organism in Eukaryota, Metazoa, Echinodermata, Asteroidea, Valvatida, Asterinidae. Bases 1 to 1146 code for a protein of 381 amino acids. The transcript has a single exon.